AUGAAACGAGAAAAAUUAUUCGAAAAAUUUAGAAACAAAAGACACAGCUCUUAUGAACCUUUUACACACCGAAAUGAGGCGCUUAGGGAUCCUUUUUUGUCCAUCCAAGAAAGUUCAUCUACCGAGCCGCUUCUUUCUGAUCCGAUCAAACAUGGAACAUCUGAAACGAAAUCCCUUUCAAGAACAGGAUCGAAAAUUCUCAGAAGAGAUAUCUCGCGCAUGGUCCUUGAUACCGGUGGCGAUUAUAGAGUCAGUCAAAAGCUAUCGAAACAUGGUCCUUCAUAUCUCGGAACAUUGCGGGGAAAAGAUCUGGAGAUGGCAAAGCAGCUCUCCGAGCAUACCAGGCUUGUGGACAAAAAAGGGAGAAAUCAAGUCUCAUUCAAAGAUAUGGAGGAACAAUCUGCCAUGUAUAUGAAGGAUAUCUUCACGACAUUCGUUGAUGCUCAUUGGUACUAUGUCCUGAUAGCCUUUUUCGCUUCUUUCUUUGGGCUUUGGCUAUUAUUUGGUCUGUUUUACUGGGCAAUCGCCUGGCACCACAAUGAUAUCGAAGCUUAUAACAAUCCACAAAACUUCACCGAUCAUACCUCCUGUGUCGAUCAAGUCUUUGAUUUCACCACAGCCUUUCUCUUUGCGUUGGAAGGGCAGACAACAAUUGGUUAUGGCUUCAGGUCGACGACCGAAGAGUGCCCAAUUGCAAUUAUUCUUCAGUUCAUUCAGUUCCUCACUGCUAUCGCUUUGGAUUCGCUUGUUGUUACGAUUGUUUUUACUAAGCUCGCUCGACCAAAAUACCGCGCAAAGACUGUCGAGUUCUCAACAAAAGCGGUCAUUCUUGAACGCGACGGCCAAUUAUGCCUGAUCGUAAGGGCGUGUAACCUCCGCAACUCGCUGCUUAUAGAUGUCAAUGUAUCCGGCAAGCUUCUGAAAACGCGCAGAUCUCUUGAUGGCGAGUGGCUGGCGCUGGAAGAGCGAAAUGUGGAGUUCGCCAAUUCGAAUGUUUUAUUUUUAACGCAGCCUGUUGAUUAUGUACAUAUCAUCAACGAGGAAUCGCCACUGUAUGAGUUGUCUCAAGAAGUUCUCAGUUCAGGAGAGCCGCUAGAAUUGAUCGUUAUCAUGGCCGGAAUCGUGGAAGGAACAGGAAUGGCCUGCCAAGUUAGAACAUCUUACGUCUGCUCCGAGAUCCUCUGGGGACACCGUUUCGAGCCGGCAAUAACGAGGAAUAAAAAUAUUAACAAAUAUCAAGUUGAUUAUGAAAAGUUCAACAGCAUUAUUGAGAUUUCUCCACCAAUGUCGCCAAAGAGUGCGGAAGAGCGAGAUAACGAAGAAGAUGACGAAAUCGUCGACGAGGAAAAUGUAGUUAUCAACGAGAGCGACGAGUCUCCAGUAGGUUACUUCCCGGACAAUGUAAAAACUGUCUGCUGA
Messenger RNA from Oikopleura dioica, 1419 nucleotides. The record is from the annotation of a GenBank genome assembly. NCBI's taxonomy places the organism in Eukaryota, Metazoa, Chordata, Appendicularia, Copelata, Oikopleuridae.